Dioscorea cayenensis subsp. rotundata (Guinea yam) is the source of this 926-nucleotide messenger RNA. Its product is annotated as zinc finger BED domain-containing protein DAYSLEEPER-like. The coding region runs from base 99 to 926 and encodes 275 amino acids. The record is from RefSeq and is a predicted model, not a curated record. Gene Ontology annotation, molecular function: DNA binding; protein dimerization activity. NCBI's taxonomy places the organism in Eukaryota, Viridiplantae, Streptophyta, Magnoliopsida, Dioscoreales, Dioscoreaceae. The transcript is spliced from 3 exons.
GGAAAAGAGGAGAGAAAAUAUAUGAGUUCUUGGAGCCUUUUUAUGACACUACCAACUUGAUAUCGGGAUCUUCUUAUCCUACAUCAAAUUUGUAUUUUAUGCAAGUUUGGAAGAUUGAAGCUUUAUUGAAGGAAAACUUGAUAACUGAAGAUGUGGUGAUUAGUGAUAUGUGUAGAAGGAUGAAGGAAAAAUUUGAUAAAUAUUGGAGACAAUAUAGCAUGGUGCUUGCAUUUGGGGCUAUCCUUGACCCACGAAUUAAAUUAUCAAUGUUGGAGUAUUUUUAUGGGAAGGUUGAGAGUGAUUCUACUAAAUGCCAAGAGAAGGUGUCACUUGUGAGAACAAAACUAUACACACUUUUUGAGCAAUAUUCAAAUGCUAAUAAGUCAAGUCCUUCCCAACCACAUUCUUCUUCUAUCAUUACACCUACAUCUACACAAGGUGGUGGAGGAAUUAAAAGUAAGGGUAAAAGAAUCUUUGAUGAAAUUAAAGCAUUUGAGAGCCAAUCAAUUACAAGUGCGGGAAAAUCUCAAUUGGAUCUUUAUUUGGAGGAGCCAAAGCUUGAAUUUGCACAUUAUGAAGAUUUGGAUGUGUUGGAAUAUUGGAAGAAUCAUAAGCAUAGGUUCCCAAUUCUUGCAUUAAUGGCAGGUGAUGUCUUAGCUAUCCCAAUAACAACUGUUGCAUCUGAAUCGGCCUUUUCUAUUGGUGCUCGUGUGCUCAACAAAUAUAGAAGUUGUACCCUUCCCGAAAAAGUACAGGCUCUCAUUUGCACACGUAAUUGGUUGCAUGGUUAUAACAUUGAUAAUGAAGAUGAAGCAAAUACUAAAUCAACUACAUCCAGUGAGGGUUCAAAUAUUGUUGAAGUUAUUGAUGAAGAUAGAAUGGAAGGAGGAAAUGGAGAAGAGGAAAAUUUGAAUGAGUUAAUUUAA